Messenger RNA from Salvelinus fontinalis (brook trout), 2870 nucleotides. RefSeq names its product regulator of G-protein signaling 14-like. The transcript has 15 exons. NCBI's taxonomy places the organism in Eukaryota, Metazoa, Chordata, Actinopteri, Salmoniformes, Salmonidae. The record is from RefSeq and is a predicted model, not a curated record. The coding region runs from base 41 to 1753 and encodes 570 amino acids. Gene Ontology annotation, molecular function: GTPase activator activity. Gene Ontology annotation, biological process: signal transduction.
UGUGUGAGCAUUGUUUCGCAUUUCCACCGGUGCUUCGGACAUGUCAAAGAAUAUGAAGACUCUGAGUGUUCCUGGUGUUGGUCACAUGAGCCAGGCAGUGUCGGAUGGAGAGCUGAACAUGUCUGGUCGUGGCUGUGGGGGCAGUCGUACAAGUCUACCAGGGGUCCCGGGGGGAGAUGCCCAGGCCAGCGGUGUCGUCAGCUGGGCCGUGUGCUUUGAGAAGCUGCUGGAAGAUCCCAUGGGAAUACGCUACUUCACAGCCUUCCUGAGGUCAGAGGUGAGUGCAGAGAACAUCCUGUUCUAUCAAGCCUGUGAGAAGUUUCGGAAGAUUCCUCCCAGUAGGAUGAAAGAGUUUGCUGAGGAGGCUCGCUCCAUCUUCCAGACGUACCUGUCUGACCAUGCUCCCUACUCUGUGAACAUCGAUGACACAGCUCGCGUGGAGGAGAAGGACCUGCAGAAACCUAAAGUUGAAAUGUUCGACAAGGCCCAGACACAGAUCUUUAAGCUGAUGAAGAUGGACAGCUACAGGCGUUUCGUCCGCUCCCCUCUCUACCAGAAAUGUACCCUGGCCAGCGUGGAGGGCACGCCACUACCCAGAAUCCCCCCUGAGCCCACCAGCACAGGAUCAUGGGAGAACAUGGCCAAUGCCAGCCCCUCCCUCAACGACAGCAAGAAGAAGAAGAACAAGCAAUGGGAGAAGAGGGAAUCAUGGGGAGUAGAGGUGUCAUACCCCAAGGUGAAUGUGUCUCGUGCGGAGUCUCAGAUGUCCAACAGCAGUGUGGAGUUGGGCUCCUUCUACAGGCAGAUAGAGAACGGUCGCUCCAGUCCCCGUCCCUCAGACCAAGGGCAGGGUGAUGGAGGUGGUGGUAGUGUGGAGGGGGGUUACUGCUGUGUCUACCUGCCUGACGGCAGUGCCUCCCUGGCUCCUACACGGCCCGGCCUCCCCCUAAAAGAAAUGCUGUCAGGCCUCUGUGAGAAGAGAGGUUUCCCCCUUAAAGACAUCCUCAUCUAUCUCCACAACAAAGACAUGCAGCCACUAUCUCUGGAGCAGGACUGUUCCGUACUGAGAGACCAGCAGGUCUCCCUGGAGCUGAGGGUAACGUUUGCGUUGGAGGUGGUUUUCACUGGUAAGACAUGCGGCAUCAAGGUGAAGUCCAGUAAGACUCUGCUGGAUGCCCUUUCUAUGGUACUAGAGAAACACCAACUCGGAACACACGAGGCCAUGGUCACCAUGAGUGGGAGUGAUGUGCCUCUGAGCAUGAGCACCAAUGUCUUCAAACUGGCCAAUAAGACGCUGCAGCUCUACAAGGUCAAAGUUAGCAGUUCCAGGGUCAGUGGCUCAACUCCAGUCACACAGGAUCAAGCUACAUCUCCAGUAGGCCCAGAGGUCCGUGUGUCCCCUCAGGCAGCCAACCCCAAGCCCAGGGUCAGGAAGAACCAAGAGAUGGAUGCGAUGAUAGAGCUGUUGUCCAGAGCUCAGGCCUGUCGGGUGGAUGACCAGAGAGGCCUGCUGACCAAGGAACACCUAGAGCUGCCCCAGUUCCUCUUGAAACCCCCUACCCAGGACCAGGAGACACAACAGGGGGAGGAUGGAGAGGCUGCAGGGGGACAGGGGGAUGGAGCCCCCACAGACAUUAAAGAGGAGUCAGAUAACCAACCCACCACCUUCUCCACUCCCACCCCGGUUGGAGCAGCAGAGUCAGGAGAGUGUGUAACAGACUCAUCAGGUUCCAAACACAUAGGUUCAAAAUAAACAAGUGUCUGAGAGAGAUUGUUUUUAUAAUUGUCACUUUUACUUUGUGUACCUGGUGUAAGUGUGAGUGUGUGUCUAGGACCCAUUUUUCUGUGUGUGUGUGUUCGUGAACAUGCUGAGGUCAGGUUUGGUCAAGGGAUGUUGACACAUGUAGCAAUUCAUCCUGUUUAAAGAUUGUUUAUCAAAGAUUAUAAGUUGUGCACAGGAAGUCCACAACUAUUAAGAGACCUAGUCAAGCACUUUUGCUUAUGAUUGUCUGAAUAAGGUCAGCGUCCAAUGUGUUAUAGUAGGAAACUGUAUGAACUCUAUUGUUUGUUUUAAUCCCCAAUGUCAAAGGUACAAUAUGUCAUGAUAUGAAGGACCUUUAUAGCUUCCAAUUCCAGUAAUUCCUUCAUUGAAAAACAUUUUUUUAAUUUUUUUUAUCAGACAUCAGGGUGUCCCCUGAUGUCUGAUAAAAAAUAAAAAAAAUAAAACGUUUUUCAAUGAAGGAAUUACUUUUCAUAAUAUUUAAGUUGAACUAAUAGUACUUUUUGUGAUUUUUCUUUAGUGUGCGAUUUGAUAUUUAAUUAAGGUGUUUGGUAUUUUGCAUUUUGAGUACUUUCAAAAGGGUCUUUCAUAUUUUGGGGUAUUUUACUUUUCAUAAUAUUUAAGUUGAACUAAUAGUACUUUUUGUGAUUUUUCUUUAGUGUGCGAUUUGAUAUUUAAUUAAGGUGUUUGGUAUUUUGCAUUUUGAGUACUUUCAAAAGGGUCUUUCAUAUUUUGGGGUAUUUUACAAUUUCAUAAUAUUUAAGUUGAACUAAUAGUACUUUUUGUGAUUUUUCUUUAGUGUGCGAUUUGAUAUUUAAUUAAUUAAGGUGUUUGGUAUUUUGCAUUUUGAGUACUUUUUUCUCUUGUGAAAGUUUGAUAUUUAAUUUAAUUGAUUCAUUGGCAUUUAAUAUUUAUGAGCACAUUUUUGUUUCUUUGCUGUGUUUGCACUUUGAAUGCCAGGUCUCCUGUGACGGCCAAUCCUUUUCUGUGUUAUCAGAGUGCUACUCAGGGUCAAACUUCAGUAUUAACCUAUAAUGUUCUCAUGCAUUGUACAGUGCGUGAAUAAAUUAUGUGAUAUUGAUCUAAUUUA